Besnoitia besnoiti is the source of this 1161-nucleotide messenger RNA. Its product is annotated as SAG-related sequence. The transcript has a single exon. Gene Ontology annotation, cellular component: membrane. NCBI's taxonomy places the organism in Eukaryota, Apicomplexa, Conoidasida, Eucoccidiorida, Sarcocystidae. Bases 1 to 1161 code for a protein of 386 amino acids. The record is from RefSeq and is a predicted model, not a curated record.
AUGCUGUCUGCGCCAAAAUCACGAUGUGGGAUUUCAUCCGACGCUCGCGGGGCCCGAAGGUGGCGAUCGCAACGAGAUGUGUACCCUCGCUUCGUGAUGUUGACUGCAGGGCUGCUUCUUGUUGUCUCGUUCGCCGAAUCCCAGCUGUUGUCUUCACGUCAGGUAGGGAUUUUGGAGGGAGACGUCCCCAAAUCCGCUUGUACUCCAUCAAAGCAAGGCGGGACCACCUGCGAUUGUGUUGCAAAUGGCGAAGGGGUCCAGCAUCUCAAAGCUACUCUCUCGGAAGAGAAGACUCAACUGGAGCUGGUGUGCAAUCCGACCUUGACCUACGCACCAGAACAGUUGGCUGACUCGAAGGUCUGUCCAGCGGGUAUUCAGGACCUUAGCAAGUGCAAGGCUAAGCCCAACCAAGGCGACCCUGCAUCCCUCGGACUCGACACGAUCUUCACGGGGGAGACAGACAGUGUCAAAUGGACGCCUAGUCCAACUCCUGCGGAAUCAGCGAAAGCGAUGGUCUUGAAAAUUUCGAAGGACAAUGUCCCGUUCACCGAAAAAAAGUUCAUGGUGGGUUGCUUGAAAGCUUCCGCGGACCAAUGCCAAGUCACUGUGACUAUCCAAGCCAGAAAAACAGUGAUGCAAGAACGGAAGGUCAUGUGUGCCUAUGGCAAAGACAGCAACAACAGCAAACAACACCAAACCAUCACACUCACCCCCUCGCAAAACAGCUUCACGCUCGUCUGCGGCGCCGAUGGAGACGUUCUUCCUGCCGACUACAACAGCCAUUAUUGCCCAGUCACCGAAACCCCGACGGAUGCACAAGCAUCCUGCAGCGGCGACUACGCAUCGAUAUUCUCUACGUACAACCAGAACUGGUGGAAGGCAGAUGGUACAAAAUCGUUCUCUUUCGAGAUCCCGGCUGACCAGUUCCCUGAGAAGGAUGCUACGAUUUCCCUCGGGUGCCGGCAGAAACCGAGUGGCGAUGUGAAUAGGCACAAGACUGUUAGUGACGUAGCUGAGACGAGCGUUUGUAACGUGGAUGUGACGAUCGGGGGUACUGGAGCAGCGAGUUCGUCGUCGCGAUCGCUUUGGAGCGGCAUGGGGAGGAUUCCAUAUCUGCUUGGGAGAGCUGUAUUUGUGACGAGCGCGAUAGCAUAUCUUUAA